GCUUUAAAAUCGUCAAACAUCUUGAAACACAGCAGAAUGUGGUAUUUGAUCAAUUCCAUGGGGAAACGGUUGUAUUUGAAACCAAAUAAAGAAUUGACAUUUGGUAGAAAGAAAAGUGACAUUCUUCUGCAAAAUGACGAAUCCAUUAGUAGAUUGCAUGCUUCUAUACAUGUUGAACCCAAAGAAGUAGUGGAGGUGAAUGAACCCAUAUCGAUAUGUAAAUUGAAAGAUAUGGGUUCAAAAUAUGGUACAUAUAUUCUUAUGGGUGAAGAAGAAAGAAUAGAAGUUACUCAGGAAGGAUAUCAUUUGAAAGAUCAGGAUAAAUUACGAUUUGGUUUGCAACAACACAUAUUUACUGUAGUAUAUGUGCCAAUAAUAACUGUUGUAUCUACCUUGAAUGAAACUGAUAAAAGUGCACUGCGAAGUAUAAUAGAUGAAAUUGAUGGAAUGAUCUCUAGUGAAUGGACAAGUAAUUGUACUCACUUAACAGUGUCAAAAGCUACUUUGACUGAAAAGGUUACGUGGGCUAUGGCUUCUGCUGUACCAAUAGUAAAUCUGAAUUACUGGAAGGAAGUUAAACAUGCUGUUGAUAAUGGCCAAGAGUUCCCAAAGUCAGAAGACUUUGUUCCACCAAUUACUGAAUCACUGAUUAAUGCCAGAAAGGUUUCACUUCAUGUAAAUGAAAAACGAAAGAUAUUAUUUCAAAACUUAAUAUUUGUGCACUUUAGUGCUCAUCAGUAUAGAGCAUAUUGGAAAAUGAUUAACAUGGCAAGUGGUAAAUCACUUUUAUACUCAAAGAAGCCUUUGAGCAGAAAGGAAAUCUGUGCACCUAAUGUCAUUGUAUUACAAUAUUCUGACAGUGAUUCAACACAAUCAACACAACGUAUAGUGCCUGAAUAUGAUGCAGUAUAUUCAUUAUUGCAAACGAAUAAACGUAAAAUGAUUUCGGAAUCCGACAUUCCGCUCGCAAUUUUACAUUGUUCCGUAGAAAAAUAUUGUAAUCCAAAGUUCAGGUUUGGGGAAUUUUUGAAAAGAUCGCAGAUAAAAUUUGACUCUUCUGCUAUCUUAGCUCUUGAUACACAGGAUGUAAUGCCUGAUGUAAGAAUAUUACCAAAAGUCAUUUCCAAUGUUCCGUUGAAAUCAAAUGUCAAUGUAAAAACUUCUACACAGAAAUUUGAAAUUAUUCCUGAAUCAAAUGACAUUAGUAGCAUGAGUAUAUUGAAUAAAGAUUCCUACCCACUAUCAUUGGACAGACUGAGAACUAGCACGCCAAAAAUGAGUCAGGAUACUAGAAACCUUAUUAACAGUAAUAUUUCAAUUGAAGAAGGAACUAUACAAAAGGGGAAAAAUGUACGUACACAAAAGACUACAAAGUGUAUUCCGGAAACAAUUGAUUCAUCUUCAACAAGUGAGACACAAAAGGAUACACAAUAUUCUAGAAAGGAGGCACUAUGUCUAAGAAAAGAAAAAGAAGGAACUAUACAGAAGGUAAAAGAUAUACAUACACAAAAGACUACAAAAUGUAUCCCAGAAACAAUUGAUUCAUCUUCAACAAGUGAGACACAAAAGGAUAUGCAAUAUUCUAGAAAGGAGACACCAUGUCUAAGAAAAGAAAAAGAAGGAACUGUACAGCAGGUAAAAGAUGUACAUACACAACAGACUACAAAAUGUAUCCCAGAAACAAUUGAUUCAUCUUCAAGAAGUGAGACACAAAAGGAUACACAAUAUUCUGGAAAGGAGACACCUUGUCUAAGAAAAGAAAAAGAAGGAACUGUACAGCAGGUAAAAGAUGUACAUACACAACAGACUACAAAAUGUAUCCCAGAAACAAUUGAUUCAUCUUCAAGAAGUGAGACACAAAAGGAUACACAAUAUUCUGGAAAGGAGACACCAUGUCUAAGAAAAGAAAAAGAAGGAAUUAUACAGAAAGUAAAAGAUGUACAUAAACAAAAGAUUACAAGCUGUAUUCCAGAAACAAUUGAUUCUUCUUCAUCAGAUAAGACACAAAAUCAUACACAAUAUUCUAGAAAGGAAACUCCAUGUCUCAGAAAAGGAAGCACAAACUCACCAGAUAUUGAACUCCUGAAAGAAUCAGUGGUAGUGAAUAAAGGAACUCAAUUUCAUGAAGUAAUUGAUUUAAGUGACGAAGAAGAUGAUAAAGUGGAAAGUGUACAGUUGAAAUAUAAUAAAAAUUUCAAUAAUAUUUUAAGUCAAGAAAAAUUGGAUAAAUUACUUCACACUGGUAGUCUAAGAAAAAAAAGUCCAGAAAUAGAAGAUGUAAUUAUUCAGCAAAAACAUAAUAUUCUUUCGUCUACAAAAGUUUAUAAAAAUAUGUCGAAAUUACCGUCACAAAAAAUGGAGCAAAACGUUGAAAGAUUAACGAAAACCAAUAAACGUCCUAAUGAAUACGAUGAUGAAGUAGAGUUUCUUACAUCUACUAGAAAAAGACGUUGUUCGGAAACUACAGUCACGGAAAAUACAAUAGAGUCAUCCUGUAUUGUAAGAUUACUACUUUAA
This is a messenger RNA of Dufourea novaeangliae, 2517 nucleotides long. RefSeq names its product nibrin (gene nbs). Gene Ontology annotation, molecular function: damaged DNA binding; protein binding. The transcript has 7 exons. NCBI's taxonomy places the organism in Eukaryota, Metazoa, Arthropoda, Insecta, Hymenoptera, Halictidae. The record is from RefSeq and is a predicted model, not a curated record. The coding region runs from base 37 to 2517 and encodes 826 amino acids. Gene Ontology annotation, cellular component: Mre11 complex. Gene Ontology annotation, biological process: mitotic G2 DNA damage checkpoint signaling; double-strand break repair via homologous recombination.